Molecule: messenger RNA, 2422 nt
Organism: Ziziphus jujuba (common jujube)
Lineage: Eukaryota; Viridiplantae; Streptophyta; Magnoliopsida; Rosales; Rhamnaceae
Product: wall-associated receptor kinase-like 1
Exons: 3
Coding region: 44-2317 (757 amino acids)
Biological process (GO): cell surface receptor signaling pathway; protein phosphorylation
Cellular component (GO): plasma membrane
Molecular function (GO): polysaccharide binding; protein serine/threonine kinase activity; ATP binding
Source: RefSeq, a predicted model, not a curated record
UCAGACUUAAUCCAAAGUAGAGGAAUUGAGAGAAAAAGAACUAAUGUCAAAGCCAGUUAUACUAAAUUUAGUUUCUAUGAUUUUGUUAUUGAUGGUUAAUACACUAGUAUUACAGCCACAAGCAGCAGUAUCAGAUUCACCAAAGCCUAAUUGCAAAACAAGCUGUGGAAAAGUGAGCAUCCCAUAUCCUUUUGGAAUGGGAAACUCAAGCUGUUACUUCGAUGAGUGGUAUCAAAUUGACUGCUUAAAUUUGUCAGGGAAUUACACACCUUUCUUGAGACUCACCAACGUAGAAGUGCUUGAAAUUUCUAUUUCGGAAGGUACGCUUACGGUGAAAAACCCAAUUACGUUUUCGAGUUGUGACGAUAAGGUAUACCGUGAAGCUGCAAACUUGACAGGAAGCUCUUUCGUCUACUCUCAGAAGAGAAACAGGUUUACUGCAGUGAGUUGCAACAAGCUUGCGUAUAUGAAUUCCGCUGGUGAUCAAUCAAGUUCCUAUUCCCGGAAUUCGGCGAGCCAAACCAAUGUUAUUCUUGCCGCAUGCAUGUCCAUUUGUGAUAAAAAUACUACAGAUGGUAGCUGCAACGGCAUGAACUGCUGCCAAACCACCAUACCUUCCAAUCUGAUGGUUUUUUCUACGGACCUCAACCCGGAUACUUAUAACAGACAUGAGCGUUGUAGGUAUGCCUUCCUGGUGGACCAAAAAUGGUUUGAACUUCGGUCGAAAUCGUAUCUUGAUAUCCCUAGUAAGAUGGACUCUGUUCCCGUGGUGCUGGAAUGGAACUUAUUGUACAACAAUUUGGGUGAGCAAGUAUUUGGAAAGUUUCCUGAUCAAAUGGAUAAACCUAAAAGGUUUAAUUCAACCUCCUAUUGCCAAAGAGACAAUACCACUACUUCAAUAUUCAAUUAUACAAGGAUUCAGUGCUACUGCGACAGGGGUUUUGAAGGGAAUCCUUAUCUUCUCCAUGGAUGUCAAGAUAUAAAUGAAUGUGAGAAUCCUCCUGACGAUUGCAAGGACCACACUUGUGUGAACACGCAUGGGGGGUAUACGUGCCAAAAGAAGGAGAGAAUAGACCCAACAACACAGAGGAUGCUUCAGGGCAUCGGUAUCGGAUCAGGAUUGCUAUUUCUGCUCUUAGUUUUAUGGUUUUUAUACAAAAUCAUGAAGAAAAGAAGAAAAAUUAAACGCAAGAAGAAAUUCUUCAAGCGAAACGGUGGUUUGUUGUUACAACAACAAUUAUGUUCAAGUGAAGUCAAUGUUGAAACGAUCAAGUUAUUCAAUUCAAAAGAGCUAGAGAAAGCCACCGAUCGGUUUCAUGUGGAUAGAAUUCUUGGCCAAGGAGGUCAAGGUACAGUUUACAAAGGUAUGCUGACCGAUGGAAGAAUUGUUGCUGUUAAAAGAUCUAAAAUAGUCGAUGAGAGCAAAAUUGUUGAAUUCAUCAAUGAGGUUGUCAUUCUUUCACAAGUUAACCACAGAAAUGUGGUCAAGUUGUUAGGAUGUUGUUUAGAGACUGAAGUUCCUCUUCUAGUUUACGAAUUCAUACCCAAUGGAACUCUUUCCCAAUAUAUUCAUGACCAUAAUGAUGAAUUUCCAUUUACAUGGGAAAUACGGCUACGAAUUGCCAUAGAAAUUGCAGGAGCUCUUUCUUACUUGCAUUCUUCUGCUUCCUUCCCUAUUUACCACCGUGACAUAAAGUCCACAAACAUCCUCUUAGAUGAGAAGUACAGGGCAAAAAUAGCAGAUUUUGGGACUUCGAGAUCAGUUUCCAUUGACCAAACUCAUCUCACAACUCUAGUGCAUGGCACAUUGGGUUACUUGGAUCCUGAAUACUUCCAAUCAAGCCAGUUUACAGAGAAAAGUGAUGUUUAUAGCUUCGGUGUAGUUCUUGUUGAGCUCUUGACUGGACAAAAAGCAAUUUCUAUAAACAGGUCAGAAGAAGCUGGCAAAAGUCUCGCCACCUAUUUUAUUCUCUCAAUGCAGGAAAAUCGCCUGUUCGACAUUCUUGGGGGUCAUGUUUUGAAAGGUCCCAGAGAAGAUAUCAUGGUGGUUGCUAAUCUUGCCAAGCGAUGUCUGAAUUUGAAUGGAAGGAAGCGACCUACGAUGAAAGAAAUCACAGUGGAGUUGGAGGGAAUUCAAAUGUUAGCGAAAACGGUCACCACUUCUUCGAGUGUUCCACAAAAUUAUGAAGAGGUUGAAUGCUUGAGAACUCAUGUUACUGAGCCUUGGGAUGUUGUUUCCUUGUCAACUGGACCUGCUUUCGAUACUGGUCCUCAUUCAUCUUUGCAAGAAUUACCACUUUUACAUUAUACAGCAUGAUUUUUUUUUUUUUUAAUUGUAACAUGAAAUACGUUAAUUUCAUACUGCAGAUUGUAGCUUCAUAAUUUUGGACAAUUUUGGCUUAAAUAAUGUGAUUCAUGAGGU